Molecule: messenger RNA, 1643 nt
Organism: Baudoinia panamericana UAMH 10762
Lineage: Eukaryota; Fungi; Ascomycota; Dothideomycetes; Mycosphaerellales; Teratosphaeriaceae
Exons: 2
Coding region: 129-1643 (504 amino acids)
Biological process (GO): GPI anchor biosynthetic process
Cellular component (GO): endoplasmic reticulum
Source: RefSeq, a predicted model, not a curated record
CUCUCACUUCUCAACCUAGUCGAAGUAACUUGCCGAGCGAGGAGUCGUCGCUGCCGUCUACUCUGCUUGAUAUCGGCGUUGUAUUGUUCGACGUUGUUGUUCGGCAUUCCCAGCCCCAGUAUGGGGCUAUGCGUCCUUCCGGUCCUCUGCUUGCUGCCUUCCGCUUCCUCUUUACGCCUGCUAUCUUGAGUACACUAUAUCUCUACCUGUUCCCGGUCCUUCAACAAUGCCACUUUCCUGUCGCCAGACGGGGGAAAGCGGCAUGCCUACUUCCAGGGGCAGAGAGGCAGGCAUACCAGUGGGAAGAGAAAGCGCCAUUCAGGUUGCUCGCACUGGCUGAUCCGCAACUGGAGGGUGACACCUCUCUGCCUAAUCCGAAUGCAUCUUUGUUGCCGAGCCUUCAGCGCUUUGGAAAGGAUUCUUUGGUCACUAUCACCACCGGCCUGCUUCGGAACGAUGUGCCACGAGUGUUACAGGCUUCUAGGAAGCGGUUGGAUCUUUGGGGCAACGAUCUAUAUCUAGCACACGUCUACCGCACUGUGCGCUGGUGGACACAGCCAACGCAUACCAUAGUGCUUGGAGAUUUGCUGGGCAGUCAGUGGGUUGGCGAAGAUGAGUUCAGCAAACGAAGUGACCGCUUUUGGAACAAAGUCUUCAAGGGUGCUGAGCCGGUGCCACGAAAUAUCACCGAAAGUAGUGGGAGAAUAGAGGUUUUAGGUGCGGAUGCGCGAUGGACGAAAAGAGUUAUUGCGGUAGCUGGCAAUCACGAUAUCGGUUACGCUGGCGACAUUGACGAGCAACGCAUUGAACGCUUCGAGCGAACUUUUGGCAAAGUCAAUUGGGACUUACGCUUUCGGCUAAAUGCAUCCUUGUACUCAUCGCUACCAACUCAGCAGAGCUGGCUGCACCAAAACGUGUUCGACGCAGCGCCACCUGAGCUCCGCAUAGUCGUCCUGAACUCGAUGAACCUUGAUGAGCCGGCGCUCAAGCCUGAGCUCCGUCAGCAAAGCCUUGACUUCCUCUCUGACCAACUCUAUGCGAGACCACGCAAUAGCAACGCAGCUACUGUGUUGCUGACCCAUAUACCCCUGCACAAACAAGCCGGCAUCUGCGUCGAUGCCCCUUUCUUCUCGUUCUUUCCGCAAAACCAAGGUGGCGGGAUCAAAGAGCAGAAUCACCUCGGCCGAGAGAUAAGCUCUUAUAUCCUAGAUGGCCUUCUGCCAGAUGGCAAGAACGCUGGAACGGCAAUCAUUCUCAACGGACAUGAUCACUAUGGCUGCGACACCUAUCAUCACCGGAAACCAUCUGCCAGCGAGGCGAACUCGACGAAGAAUGGUUGGCAAGCCUUGCACUACGUGCUCUCUGCCUCCGAGCGCAACAAUUCGACUAACACUGGGCUCCGCGAGAUCACCGUGCAGAGUAUGAUGGGCUCGUUCGGUGGCAAUGCAGGACUCCUUAGCGGCUGGUUUGACCGGGAAGUUGGUGAAUGGAAGUUCGAAUAUGGUGCUUGCAUUAUGGGCGUACAGCACGUAUGGUGGGGCGUGCAUGUAUUGGAUAUCAUCGUGAUAUUGUUGGCUGUGGUUGGUGUGGCUUCCUUCGUCAUGGAAGAGCGAGCACGAGUCCGCCCAGUUCCUAAAUGUUAG